GAUCCUAAGUUGAGUCACUUGGCUAAGGUGAUUCCUGUUUGAUCAUUCUGUUGUAAAGGCACCUUUGUCCCUUUGUAACUGAUAAUUCCAAGGACAAUAAUUUGAGACUUUGAGUAUCUCUUCCAGCAGCCUUUAUGGUUGUUUAAGCACCCAUUAAUCCUUACCCCAUUUAGUUGUUUUACAUUGGUUGUUGGAAAGCGUUGAUUUUUCUAAUUUUGUCAUUCCUUCUGUGUUAAUAGUUGGUAUUUUUCUUUAAAAUUUCCUCCCCUGCCCAUUCUUCUUGAGUUUUGCUGUGAUUUAUAAGCUUACAUCUUUUUGUUGUUGGUUUUCCCGGUACUCAAAUUACUCAGAAUAAACCAGUGGAACCCUCCAGGCCGCUUCCUGUGUCUUUGGGACAUGUCCCCGUCAGACUCUGAGCACUUCCUUGUUUUCUGGUUAAAAAUGUUUCACUUGCCUUGAACUUUCCUUGCAUCAGACUUGUAAUCAGCCAAUUCCCCAAGGACUCCUAAUUCCUUUUUGGUAGAGAAAGGUAUUUAGACAUCAAAAUCUGGAUGCCAAGUUAGUUCAUUGUUGCUGAGACGUCAUUGCUGCUAGGCCCUUCCAGUGGAUAGAACUAGUACAUUUUUUAAUGUUUUUAAUAAAAUUAGAAUACUUCAGUUUUUCGAGGGCUGCUGACAUGCCUAAUAGAUACUUCUAGAAUGUAGUCCAUGCUGAAAAGCCAAGGUACAGGUAUCUAUAAGCAGUUUCAGAGACUAAAGUUCUAUCAGCUGUUCGCAGUCUUCCCUUUCCAUAAUCCUCUAAGAAUCCAGGGUUCUGUUAAUAGUCUAUAGAUUCCUUAACCUUACAUAUCUCUAAAAGACAGGUUAUGGUGAGGGAGCACAGAAACAAAAAGCUGGAUCCAUUUGUUAUUUAGUAAGCAUUCAUUCCAUAAUUCAAAAAAAACGUUUACUGAAGAGCAACUUCGUUUCAGGCCCUAAGGUCCUGGAGAUACAAAGAGAAAUGGGACUUGUGUCUGCUCUGGCUGAGUAACCCAUUCGGUGCAGGAUGCAGGACUUGGAAGAGACGGCAGAGGGCGAAAUGGAGAUGCUUACUGACCGCUUUUGCGCACCCAGAGCUUUGGAGAGGGGUAUACUGACGCCUGUGUUAGUCGCUCCUUAGCCUGAAUGCCUUAAAUGCCAUCUGGUUGGGGUAAACCAAGGCCUAUGAAAGGAGGUUUCCUACUUGUCCUUUGAUUCCGAUGUUUGUGGACAGCGACACUGUGAAUGAAUUCAAGAGUGAAGACGGGGCUAUUCAUGUUAUUGAACGACGCUGCAAACUGGACAUAGAUGCACCCAGACUGCUGAAAAAGAUUGCAGGAGUUGAUUAUGUGUAUUUUGUCCAGAAAAACUCACUGAAUUCUCGGGAACGUACUCUGCAUAUAGAGGCCCAUAAUGAAACGUUUUCUAGUCGGGUCAUCAUUAACGAGCACUGCUGCUAUACUGUUCACCCUGAAAAUGAAGACUGGACCUGUUUUGAACAGUCUGCAAGUUUAGAUAUUAAGUCUUUCUUUGGUUUUGAAAGUACAGUGGAAAAGAUCGCAAUGAAGCAAUAUACCAGCAACAUUAAAAAAGGAAAAGAGAUAAUUGAGUACUAUCUUCGUCAGUUAGAAGAAGAAGGCAUAACCUUUGUGCCCCGUUGGACUCCACCUUCCAUCACACCCUCUCCAGAGACAUCUUCGUCGUGUAAGAAGCAAGGCGCGUUGCCAGCUGCCAUCACCCCAGAUGCCUCCCUGAAGGAAGGGCUAAGCAGUGAGGCCCUUGGGGGCUCCUGCGCAGUCCCCGAGCUGGUGGUGGGGACCCCUGAGGACAAGUUAGAUGCAGACUACAUCAAGAGGUAUCUGGGUGACUUGACUCCACUGCAGGAGAGCUGCCUCAUCAGGCUUCGCCAGUGGCUCCAAGAAACCCACAAGGGCAAGAUUCCAAAGGAUGAGCACAUUCUUCGGUUUUUGCGUGCUCGGGACUUUAAUAUGGACAAAGCCAGAGAAAUAAUGUGUCAGUCUCUGACGUGGCGAAAGCAGCACCAGGUGGACUACAUCCUCGAUACCUGGCACCCUCCCCAGGUCCUUCAGGAUUACUAUGCAGGAGGCUGGCACCAUCACGACAAAGACGGGCGGCCCCUCUACGUGCUCAGGCUGGGGCAGAUGGACACCAAGGGCUUAGUGAGAGCCCUGGGCGAGGAGGCUCUGCUGAGAUACGUUCUCUCCAUUAAUGAAGAAGGCUUAAGACGAUGUGAAGAAAAUACAAAGGUCUUUGGUCGCCCUAUCAGCUCAUGGACCUGCCUGGUGGAUCUGGAAGGACUGAACAUGCGACACCUGUGGAGACCCGGGGUCAAGGCGCUGCUUCGGAUCAUCGAGGUGGUGGAGGCCAACUACCCUGAGACCCUGGGCCGCCUGCUCAUCCUCAGGGCCCCCAGGGUGUUUCCUGUCCUCUGGACGCUGGUUAGUCCGUUCAUUGAUGACAACACCAGAAGGAAAUUCCUUAUUUAUGCAGGAAAUGACUACCAGGGUCCUGGAGGCCUGCUGGAUUACAUCGAUAAAGAGAUCAUUCCAGAUUUCCUGAGUGGCGAGUGCAUGUGCGAAGUGCCUGAGGGUGGACUGGUUCCCAAGUCCCUGUACAGGACCGCGGAGGAGCUGGAGAGCGAGGACCUGAAGCUCUGGACAGAGACCAUCUACCAGUCCGCAAGCGUGUUCAAAGGCGCGCCGCAUGAGAUUCUCAUUCAGAUUGUGGAAGCCUCUUCGGUGAUCACUUGGGAUUUUGAUGUGUGCAAAGGAGACAUUGUAUUUAACAUCUAUCACUCCAAGAGAUCUCCACAGCCUCCCAAAAAGGACUCCCUCGGAGCCCACAGCAUCACAUCUCCAGGAGGGAAUAACAUGCAGCUCAUCGACAAAGCCUGGCAGCUGGGCAGGGACUACAGCAUGGUGGAAUCACCUCUUAUUUGCAAAGAAGGAGAAAGUGUGCAGGGCUCGCACGUGACGAGGUGGCCGGGCUUCUACAUCCUGCAGUGGAAGUUCCACAGCAUGCCGGCGUGUGCUGCCACCAACCUACCCCGGGUGGAUGACGUGCUGGCCUCCCUGCAGGUGUCUUCCCACAAGUGUAAAGUGAUGUACUAUACAGAAGUGAUCGGCUCUGAGGACUUCAGGGGCUCCAUGACCAGCCUGGAGUCCAGUCACAGUGGGUUCUCCCAGCUGAGCGCUGCCACCACCUCCUCCAGCCAGUCGCACUCCAGCUCCAUGAUUUCCAGCAGCCCGAGGAAAGAAAUACACCGAAUCUCACAGACUUCCUGAUGAAAACAGCUCACUCGCCUUCGGUGUCAGAGCCAGAACCUGGUUUCUCUCUCCGUCUGCCCCCUCCCCACCUCAUCCCCUCUGUCUGUCUGUCCUUCUCUCCGGCAGGUAAGCCCCCCGUGAGAGAUCUACUCCCCCACCCCAAAUAGACUUGUGGCGGCAUAUCCGGGCCUCGAUGACCUGCCUCCCGCACCCUUGGUGGGUCUGAUGUCCCCCAGGCUCAGAGGAAACCGCCCCUGGAGAGCCCUGCACCUGCAGCCCGCGAG
Choloepus didactylus (southern two-toed sloth) is the source of this 3588-nucleotide messenger RNA. It is a transcript of the gene SEC14L1, whose product is annotated as SEC14 like lipid binding 1. The transcript is spliced from 16 exons. Gene Ontology annotation, cellular component: cytoplasm; cytosol. Bases 1238 to 3322 code for a protein of 694 amino acids. Gene Ontology annotation, molecular function: RIG-I binding. Gene Ontology annotation, biological process: negative regulation of RIG-I signaling pathway. NCBI's taxonomy places the organism in Eukaryota, Metazoa, Chordata, Mammalia, Pilosa, Megalonychidae. The record is from RefSeq and is a predicted model, not a curated record.